Molecule: messenger RNA, 2536 nt
Organism: Hyalella azteca
Lineage: Eukaryota; Metazoa; Arthropoda; Malacostraca; Amphipoda; Hyalellidae
Product: DBH-like monooxygenase protein 1
Exons: 16
Coding region: 59-2536 (825 amino acids)
Biological process (GO): dopamine catabolic process; norepinephrine biosynthetic process; octopamine biosynthetic process
Cellular component (GO): secretory granule membrane
Molecular function (GO): dopamine beta-monooxygenase activity; copper ion binding
Source: RefSeq, a predicted model, not a curated record
AGCCAUUUGUGUGUCUCUUUCGCCAGAUGAUAAGUAAUUUUAGCAACAUCGCAGAAAAAUGCCGAGACCUAUGAAUUUCGAUGGCGUGUUCAUUGUUAGUUGUCUUUUAUGUUUGGCAACUCAUUUUGUAAACACAGCAAGGAGUCAUGAGAAUCACAAUGGCCACGAGGAACGAUAUCCUGCAAGUUACAAUUUGUCACUAGAAGCGGUUGGAAAAUAUUCCUCAUUUCAACACACACAUUCCACCAUACUUGACCUGGAUGGCGUAAUGGUUCUCAGCUGGACUCCCGAUCUCGAAAAACAGGAAGUAACGUUCACCAUAUCAGCUCGGACUCGUGGCUGGGUUGGUCUAGGUAUCAGCAGCAACGGAGCCAUGCACGGCGCUGACAUCGUGACGGCAUGGGUGAAGGGCGACCGUGUGUACGUCCAGGACCGUUACGGUGACGGUCACAAGACGCCGCCCGUGGAUGACAAGGGCCACUGGCAAGCCUUGGCAGCUUAUGAGAACAACACGCACACGGUCGUCACGGUCAAGAGGGACAUCAAUACAUGCGAUCUGCAGGACUUUCCUCUUACUAACGAUACUACGCGAUUUAUCUUCGCCUGGGGCCCUGUUGAUCCUGAAGGAGAAUUUCCACCAUACCAUGGACCGAGGCGCGGAGCGAAGUUUGCGCUCGCUUUGUUGCCAUUCCACAAACCCACUCCGAACCUAAAAAAUUACAAGACAUGGCGUAUUUCUCUUGAGACUCCGCUGCCUCCAGACAAAAAAACAUUUUACUGGUGCCACAUUGAGAAAAUUCCUCAGUUGGCGAAAAAACAUCACUACAUCGGGUUUAGCAUGAUAUACGGCAACAACUCGAAGACAUUUUUGCAUCACUCUGUUGCGUUCGAGUGCAGAAGUAAUGACCCCAAACGUCCAGCAUCUGAUAUAUAUGAACAGAACGUUGGGCACGCCGGAUACGAGUGCUAUACCCCCAGCAUGCCAGACCACUUCAAGACCUGCGAGACAUUCUUCAUCAACUGGGCCAUUGGAGGCGAGGGGGAACUACUGCCCCAGACUGUGGGUGUUCCCAUCGGGGAGCAGUACGGCGGGGCUGACUACCUUCUCAUCCAAACUCACUAUGACAACCCCCAUUUGAAACGAGACAUUACGGUGGCCUUCUCCAUGGAUAUUUAUUACACUGAAAAUCUCAGGCCCAAUGAAGCUGGAAACUUCGCAGUCGGUCACGCCAUUAAUUUCGGCCUAACAAUUCCACCCAAAACGCCACUGUGGGUGACAGCUGGCCAUUGUUCCGAACACUGCACCAGGCAAGCAUUCCCACCUACAGGAAUUAACGUCUUCAUGGUCUUCCUACACGCACAUUACCUAGCGAGGGCGAUAAGAGUGCGACACUUCCGGGAUGGUGAAGAACUCCCUCUUCUGGCUGAGGACUCCCACUUCGCGGCAGAUUUCCAGCAGUCCAGGAAACUGAGCGAAGAAGUGUCUCUUCGGCCCGGCGAUCACAUUACUGUUGAAUGCGACUACCAGUCAACAGAUCGCGACACCGCUACGUUUUCUGGCUGGGAGGCAAAGGACGAAAUGUGCCAAGCAUUCAUCAGUUACUACCCAAGAGUUGACUUGGCCUUAUGUAGGUCCACUCCUACCGUCAACACGAUGAGGGACGCUCUCGAAAUGCCGUAUAUACCCAGCGACGUUGAUCUAUCGGAAUACGUGUUCUGUAUGAAGCUGCUCAACGGCCAGCACUAUCAGCCUUCUGUCAACGCCAUCGACUGGAACGCAAGAGACAAGCGCAGGACCAACCAAAUCAUGGCGCAGGGCGAACAUUUCAUCAAGUGUUUAACGCACGGUCGAGUCGCGAUGAAUCUGGAUCACAACACCACGCGGUAUCCAGGGAAUGCAUCUCCUUUCCAGCAACGACCGCUGCAUAACCAGUGCCUUGGAAUGCCGGACAGCGAUUUCUACGCGGAGCACAGCCAUCAUCAUGAACAUGAUCACCAUGACGAGGGCGAUCAUGGUCAACAUGAUCAUGGUCAACAUGAUCAUGGCCAACAUGAUCAUGAUCAACAUGAUCAUGAUCAACAUGAUCAUGAUCAACAUGAUCAUGGUCAACAUGAUCAUGGUCAACAUGAUCAUGGUCAACAUGAUCAUGGUCAACAUGAUCAUCCCGAUCAUCAUGAUCAGAGGGUUCAGAACGGAUUUCAAGAUCAUGCAGACGAUGAAGAAUCUAACGAGCGUCACUCAGGAGACCACGAACAUAGUUCUCAUGAACAUCAUCAUUCUGGCGAUAGUGAAAAUGACGACCAUGCCCAUCACCCUGAACAUGAUCAUCCUGAUCAUAAUGAUGACAGUGAAGAUGAACAAGACAUGUUAGACUAUGACUAUGAAGAACAAGAUAGCUCAAGAUCAACGGAACUUAAGGUUCUAUCAUUCUUUUUGGUGUUCGGAAGCACCAAAACGAUCUCUGAAGAAGAGUUGGUUGGAAUUGCUUCUUUUGAAGUUUGUUUGGCGAAUGUACACGUUGCUUGUAACGUGUGA